Messenger RNA from Trypanosoma cruzi, 453 nucleotides. RefSeq lists its product as uncharacterized. Lineage: Eukaryota; Euglenozoa; Kinetoplastea; Trypanosomatida; Trypanosomatidae. Bases 1 to 453 code for a protein of 150 amino acids. The record is from RefSeq and is a predicted model, not a curated record. The transcript has a single exon.
AUGAAAUUCACUGCGCAAGAGGCAAUCGCAUAUUUGCAGCGGUUUGUGGAGGGGGAGAGCGACCAGAGGUUUUACGUGGCUUCAGAGCCCAGCCCGGCCGCCAAUGCGCGGGCCCUCUCUUUCAUGGAGUCUUGCUGGAACUCGGCGGUGCAAAAAACAAGAGAGGCCACUUCGACAACGUCAGACAGGGCUCCUUCAGCCAGCAAGCAUGCAAAUAACAAGAGCGGCGGUGCGGUUGGAUCCGCACCAGUGGAGCGCCCUCAAUCUUCUUUAGACAAUUUACGGGAAAGAGCUUCAGUUGUGUUUCACGAUAUUCCACCAGUUGCGGCUCAAACAACGAGUUUAAAGAGCCCAGACGAUGCUGGCGGGUUUUUCUCUACAGCGGUUGUGCCUGCAGAACAAGGCACGAGCGGAAGAAUUGGCCGCAACGGUAUCGCAUGGGUCGUUUUGUGA